AUGCGUGUAUACAAGGCACUGCCAUUGCUCUCGCUGGCCGUGCCGGGCUGGACCAGGUCCCUAAACGUCCCCCCAGGUGCUGGGAAACGACAACUUCCCAAAGACCCUACCGGUGUGAAGACCAUCACCACCCCCAACAAUGUCACCAUUCGGUACAAGGAACCCGGCACCGAGGGUGUCUGUGAGACUACGCCCGGAGUCAAGUCUUAUUCCGGAUACGUGGAUCUGUCGCCUACAUCGCACACCUUCUUUUGGUUCUUUGAGGCCCGUCAUGACCCGGAAAAUGCCCCUAUUACCCUCUGGUUGAAUGGCGGUCCUGGAAGUGAUUCUUUGAUUGGGCUUUUUGAAGAAUUGGGCCCUUGUCAUGUGAACUCUAGCUACGAAACCUAUCUCAACCCGCACUCGUGGAACGAGGUUUCCAAUCUUCUGUUCUUGUCGCAGCCAUUGGGCGUUGGGUUUUCGUACAGCGACACUGUCAAUGGCUCCUUGAACCCGGUGACCGGGGUGGUCGAAAAUGCCACUUUCGACGGCGUCAAGGGUCGCUAUCCCCAAAUCGAUGCUACUUUACUCGAUACUACCGAGUUGGCAGCGCAUGCUUCCUGGGAAGUACUCCAGGGAUUCCUGGGUGGUCUUCCCCAGUUAGAUUCUAGGAUUAAGUCCAAGGAUUUCAGCUUGUGGACGGAAAGUUACGGAGGGUGA
This is a messenger RNA of Aspergillus melleus, 699 nucleotides long. RefSeq lists its product as uncharacterized. NCBI's taxonomy places the organism in Eukaryota, Fungi, Ascomycota, Eurotiomycetes, Eurotiales, Aspergillaceae. Gene Ontology annotation, biological process: proteolysis. The transcript has 4 exons. Gene Ontology annotation, molecular function: serine-type carboxypeptidase activity. Gene Ontology annotation, cellular component: fungal-type vacuole. The record is from RefSeq and is a predicted model, not a curated record. The coding region runs from base 1 to 699 and encodes 232 amino acids.